This is a messenger RNA of Phalaenopsis equestris, 1565 nucleotides long. RefSeq names its product dnaJ homolog subfamily C member 17. The transcript has 5 exons. Gene Ontology annotation, molecular function: RNA binding. The coding region runs from base 358 to 1254 and encodes 298 amino acids. NCBI's taxonomy places the organism in Eukaryota, Viridiplantae, Streptophyta, Magnoliopsida, Asparagales, Orchidaceae. The record is from RefSeq and is a predicted model, not a curated record.
AGCCGCUACUUCAAUCCAGCUUUAGCCGCCCACCCUUGGGUUAAAUCCACUGACGCAAUUUCUUCGUCUCCGAGCCGUCGCGAUGCAUCGCAGUUAGGGCUAACUGGAAACUACCAUCUCUCUCUUUUCGCACCGUUCAAUGGCGGGAUCGAGUCAAACAACGAUCUGAAGCUACCAUCUUUCUCUCUUUUCGCACCGUUCCUAACUCAAACAUGGAGGCAGAAGAUGAAGAAAGGUAACACCCGUUAGGGAUACAACUGCCGCCGCAGCUUCUGCUUCUCUCACAUUACCGGUGCCGCAAAAUUUCUCUGCCCUAACCCGUCGUCGUCUGCUCUAUCGCUAUCGAGGCAUCUUCUGAUGGCACCUUCAAAGGAAGACUAUGUAGACCACUACGCUGUUCUCGGUCUACCGUCCGGCGAGGAAGGAUCAAAGCUUUCAUUAAAAGAAAUCAGAAAAGCUUAUCGGAAGCAAUCUCGCUUCCGCCAUCCGGACAAGCGCCCCGAUGAUCCUAACGCCACUGCAGAUUUCCAGCUUCUGACCUCCUCCUUUGAGUUUCUCCUUGACAAGGCGAAACGCUCUGAUUUCGAUGCAAAACUCCGAGCUCGACGUGAACAGGUCGUCCGCGAUUCAUUCCAGGACGCAAAGCGCCGGAAAAUGGCCACUGAUCUUGAGGAGAGGGAGCGAUCUGCAGCGGUGGCUGUUGAUCCGGCUGAGGAGGUCCGGCUGAAGGAGAAGAGGAAGGCGGAUGAGCUGAAAAAGGAGAUUGCAGAAUUCAAAGCUAAGAAGGCCUCCGAGUCGGUUUGUGGGCAACAAAAUGGAGAAAGUAAGGUAGGGGGAGAGAACGCAGGAGGAAGUUUGGAUAAAGGGAGGACACUGAAGGUUUCUUGGGAGCCAAGUGCUGGAGAUUAUGGUGCUGCCAAGCUACGUGGAAUAUUUGAGAGUUUUGGCAUAGUUGAGGAUGUUGUGAUCCGGUCAAACAAUUCAAAGAAGAAGGCAUCAGCUUUUAUUGUAAUGGCUUCCCGAGAAGCUGUGGUAAGAGCGGUACAAAGUAUGAGCGGGGAAAUAAGAAACCCAUUGCUUGUUCUUCCGCUGGAACCCAUUGCACCUAUGUUUUCAGAUACCGCAUCUACAAAUCAGAACGAGAGCAUGGGCCCUGGAAUUAACAAUGUUGUAGGAGUUGGCUUUCAAGAUUAUGAGGCAUUUGUGAUGAAAAAACUUCAGGAGGCCAAUGAAAAGAAGAAAUGCAUGAGAUAGUAUGAGAGAAUUAUUUGCGUUAAUGGAAAAAUACUGGCACAUAUAUGACUUCAUAUCUUCAUGGCGGGCAUUCACAUACUUGUAGGAUAUUUAUCAUGAUCCACAUUGCUUAGCAAGGUUUAUGAGAAUGAUAAUCAUGUCUGAUGUGACAGUCAAGAAUUAUCUAAAGCUCUGUGGCUCAAUAACAUGUUUUCUGAAGAUCUGGUGUCUUUUCUGCGUGAAGAUUCAAUAACUAACUUAAGCAGGCGAAUGUGAGUUGUAUGUGCUCAACUAGGUGGUUAUAUUUAAACUUCAUUGGGACAUUUACAUAC